AUGGAGUCCCUGACAUUCUCUGAUUUGAAUCAGCAGGUGUGGAUCCUCCAGGGUCAGACCCUUGUGACAGUUCCACGGAGUAACAGUGUGUCUCCAGUCACUAUCGCUGUUGUCACAUGCAAACAUUUAACAUCUUUUGAGCAAGGCAAAGGGUCUCCCAUUUAUUUGGGAAUCCAGAAGCCAGAAAUGUGCCUGUUUUGUGAAGAUGUUGGAGGAAAGCCCACAUUGCAGCUGAAGGAGCAGAAGAUCAUGGAUCUGUACAAUCAACCUGAGCCAGUGAAGCCCUUCCUUUUCUAUCAUGCCAAGACCGGUAGCACCUCCACCUUCGAAUCUGUGGCCUUCCCUGGUUGGUUCAUUGCUUCCCUGGAGAUAGGCCAGCCCAUCUGCAUAACUUCAGACCAGGGUCAAUCACACAACACUGCCUUCAAUUUAC
This is a messenger RNA of Galeopterus variegatus (Sunda flying lemur), 433 nucleotides long. RefSeq names its product interleukin 36, gamma (gene IL36G). The transcript is spliced from 4 exons. Gene Ontology annotation, molecular function: cytokine activity; interleukin-1 receptor binding. Lineage: Eukaryota; Metazoa; Chordata; Mammalia; Dermoptera; Cynocephalidae. The annotation marks the transcript as partial. Gene Ontology annotation, biological process: cellular response to lipopolysaccharide; cytokine-mediated signaling pathway; positive regulation of gene expression. The record is from RefSeq and is a predicted model, not a curated record.